This is a messenger RNA of Lycium ferocissimum, 1715 nucleotides long. RefSeq names its product MDIS1-interacting receptor like kinase 2-like. The record is from RefSeq and is a predicted model, not a curated record. Gene Ontology annotation, biological process: protein phosphorylation. NCBI's taxonomy places the organism in Eukaryota, Viridiplantae, Streptophyta, Magnoliopsida, Solanales, Solanaceae. Gene Ontology annotation, molecular function: ATP binding; protein kinase activity. Bases 19 to 1404 code for a protein of 461 amino acids. The transcript has 2 exons.
CUUGAUCUCAGCUGUAACAUGCUCAGUGGUGAGAUUCCAUGGAAAAUAGGAAAUUUGAGGAGUUUGGAAGUAAUGAAUCUUUCGCGUAAUAACUUGUCUGGUUCAAUCCCAACAAGUUUCAAUGAACGCGUUAGUUUGAGGUCAAUCGAUAUAUGUUCCAAUCAAUUGGUCGGUCCCCUUCCCAAGAUCAAGGCUUUUCAAAAUGCUUCGCUUGAAGACUUAAGAGAUAACAAGGAUUUAUGCAGCAGUAAUCAUACUGGUAUGAGCCCUUGCUCUUCAUUGAGGAAAAAAAAGAGAAUAAGUAGAAAGCUUAUACUGACCUUAACUCUAUCUCUUAUCUUUAUUGCCCUGAUUCUACUUGUGAUUACUUGUAUUCUUUUUCUAACAAAAAGGAAAAGAAAUAUCAGUAUUCAGCCUAGAGAACCAUCCAGAAGUUCUUUUUCAAUUAGGGGUUUUGAUGGAAAGAUAGCAUAUGAAAACAUAAUUACAGCAACGGAGAACUUUGAUAGCAAAUAUUGCAUUGGGAAGGGAGGACACGGAAGUGUCUAUAAGGUUGAGUUACCAAGUGGUCAAGUUGUUGCAGUAAAAAAGGUUCAUGCUUUAGAAGAUGAUGAAGAAUCUGAUGACAACUUGAAAGGGUUUUCAAAAGAAAUACAAACUCUAGUAAACAUCCGCCAUCGGAAUAUUGUAAAGAUUUAUGGAUUUUGUUCACAUGCACGCCAUUCAUUCUUGGUUUAUGAGUUGCUGGAAGGAGGAAACUUGUCACAAAACCUUAGCAAUGAGGGUAGAGCAAGAGAUUUAUAUUGGCUCAAGAGGGUUGAUAUUGUCAAGGGGGUAGCAAACGCGUUGUGUUACUUGCAUCACGAGUGUUCUCCUCCUGUAGUUCACAGAGAUAUAUCAAGUAACAAUGUUCUCUUAGAUGCUGAAGGCAAUCCCCAUGUUUCUGAUUUUGGCACUGCCAAACUCCUAAGGCCUAACUCCUCUAAUUGGACUUCGUUCGCUGGAACUUUUGGCUAUGUAGCUCCAGAGCUUGCUUACACAAUGAAGGUAAAUGAGAAGAGUGAUGUUUACAGCUUUGGGGUGCUAUCACUAGAAGUUAUUUUAGGUCAUCAUCCAGGGGAUAUUAUUGCAGCAAUAUCAUCAGUCUCGCCAGCAUCAGGCGCCAAUGGAAUACUGUUAAAGGAUAUUAUUGACGAACGACCACUAGCUCCUGGAAAACAAGAAAAAGAAGAAUUGAUCAAGAUCACCAAGCUAGCAUUUGCGUGUCUUCGUCAAAGUCCUCAAGCUAGGCCAACUAUGAAGCAAGUUUGUGCAUCUUUAUCAAAAGAAAAAUUACCAUCUGAAGGCUUGUUCUCCACUGUUACAUUAGGCCAGUUGCUUGAACCAGCUCUACUAAGAAGUUGAUCUUUUUGCAUACCUGUACAUUAUUGUAUAUGUUAUAGGAAUUUAAAGUGUUACAGUGUCUUUACUGAAGAUAUAAAUUACUUCAUGUGUUUUAUCCUCAAUUUGGAGACAAUUUCUGACGAUUUAAGAAAGUUUAACUUUAAGAGAUUAGGAGACAACAUUAGAUGGUAGCCUUUGCAGUUACUGGUGUUGUUAAAGAGAAUAGAAGAUGGGAAGAUAAUGUUAUGAGACAACAAGAAUUAAGAAAUGAUAACAAAAAAGAAGUACACAUAAUUUUAACGUGGAAACCCUCAAGGGGAAGAAAAUCAAGA